AGUGGAAGAAAUCCUUAUGGCACGAUAGCAGACUGCUCUACAUCACAUUGCCGUCCAUUACACAAGGUCUGCUGUCCCUAUCUGCACACGGCUCCAUACAGUAACGCUCCAGUAACCGGAGAUCCCAGGACAGCUCAGAACAUUCUGGUAAACCUUGCUGACUGACAUUUCCCGCCUCCCUAACUAUGGCCGUCUGGCCGUGCCCCGUGAGUGUGGAGCCGCCUGCGUAACCAUAACAACGGAGGAGCUUUCUGGAAAGCCGGAGAAGCUGAAGUACAGCACAGAGUCGGCUCGAGAAACUUCUGACUGAGAAGGGGCGGGGCUUAUUUGCUCUAUAUAUGUAGUCGCCACUGUAUACGGAUGUUUACCUGAAAGAGAGAAGACGCUACGUGUGAACUGGACAGCGAUAUUAGCGUGCGGGACCCUGUAGACCGCGGCUGGGACCAUCAGGGAAUAUUCAUUGUUGUGGGUACGGCUAACGCAUCGUCUGGUAGUCUGUACUGCGGUUUACAGAGGACUUGUGCCAGGACACUGAGCCAAGAUGGUAAAGGAGACUGGCUACUAUGAUACCCUUGGGGUAAAGCCAAAUGCCACUCCUGAUGAAAUAAAAAAGGCAUACAGAAAGCUGGCGUUGAAGUAUCACCCAGACAAGAACCCCAAUGAAGGAGAAAAGUUUAAGCAUAUUUCUCAAGCUUAUGAAGUACUGUCUGAUCCUAAGAAAAGAGACCUCUAUGACCAAGGUGGAGAACAAGCUAUUAAAGAAGGAGGGAUAGCUGGAGGAAACUUUUCCUCACCCAUGGACAUCUUCGACAUGUUCUUUGGCGGAGGUGGCCGCAUGAACAGAGAGAAGAGAGGGAAAAAUGUUGUCCACCAGUUAUCUGUAUCUCUAGAAGAAAUGUAUAAUGGUGCAAGUCGAAAGCUAGCAUUACAAAAGAAUGUCAUUUGUGACAAAUGUGAAGGUCGUGGUGGCAAAAAAGGAGCAGUAGAAAAAUGUACAAACUGUAAAGGUCGUGGUAUCCAAGUUCAUGUUCAGCAAAUUGGACCGGGGAUGGUCCAGCAGAUUCAGACGAUGUGUUCAGAGUGCCAUGGUGAGGGUGAGCGGAUUAAUCCCAAAGAUCGUUGCAAACAGUGUAAUGGUAACAAGGUUGUACGUGAGAAGAAGAUCCUGGAAGUUCACAUUAAGAAGGGCAUGAAAGAUGGACAGAAAAUAGUUUUUCAUGGGGAAGGAGAUCAAGAACCAGGUCUGGAGCCUGGAGAUGUUGUCAUUGUGUUGGAUCAGAGGGACCAUGAAGUGUUCCAAAGGCAAGAUAGGAACUUAAUUAUGAAGAUGGACAUUUUAUUAGUAGAAGCAUUGUGUGGGUUCAAGAGAACAGUAGAAACAUUGGAUGGACGAACUCUCCUCAUCUCAUCACUUCCAGGUGAAGUCAUUCAUCACAGUCACUUGAAAUGUAUUCCGAAUGAAGGAAUGCCCUUAGAGAGAGAUCCAUUUGAGAAAGGUCUUCUAAUUAUCCAAUUUUUGGUGACUUUCCCAGAAAACAAUUGGCUUCCAACAAGCAAGCUCCCUCUUCUGGAACGUUUGCUUCCACCCAGAGAAGAUGUGAUGGUCACUGAUGACAUGGAAGUUGUGGAGCUUGUGGAAUUUGAUCCCAAACAGUACAACAGAGAAUUCAGAGGAGAGGCAUACCAAGAGGAUGAAAGACCGAGAGGAGGUGUUCAGUGCCAAACAUCAUAAUACGCUAAAGUGUGGCUGAAAGUGUAUGUUGUUCUGUGUUCAAAUGGCUUUAAGUCAGAUGAAAAUAUAUUUGACCAGUGGAUCUUGUGUUAAAUAAAGACUUAUUUUUUUCAGUUAUUACCAAUGAAAAGGUAAAAAAAACUACUGCAAUAUUCACAUGUCUACCUGAAAAAUACUUGAUAUUUUUGCACAUUAUAUGUUAUUUAA
Messenger RNA from Hyla sarda, 1939 nucleotides. RefSeq names its product dnaJ homolog subfamily A member 4-like. The record is from RefSeq and is a predicted model, not a curated record. Gene Ontology annotation, molecular function: ATP binding; Hsp70 protein binding. The transcript has 8 exons. Lineage: Eukaryota; Metazoa; Chordata; Amphibia; Anura; Hylidae. Gene Ontology annotation, cellular component: cytoplasm; cytosol. Gene Ontology annotation, biological process: response to heat; protein refolding. The coding region runs from base 542 to 1732 and encodes 396 amino acids.